AUGGGACAUUACAAAACAUUUGGAAUGAAAUUGCCCAUCUGGGCUUCAUCAAUCUUGUGUUUGAUAUGUUUUUCUGCAGCAUUUGAUCCAGUAGACAAUUACCUCGUCAACUGCGGAUCACACACCGAUACUUCAGUGGGUGAUCGAGUAUUCAUGUCCGACCACUCGGCCUCGGCUUUCCUCUCUGGGCCGCGCGCGGGGUAUACUUCUGCGAGCACCGCCGCGGUGCCUAAAUCCAUCGCGUCCUCUGCAGACUUGCCUCUUUAUCAAACAGCAGCAAUCUUCUCAGAGACCUCGACAUACACAUUUCCAAUCCGGCAGAGGGGGAGACACUGGAUCCGCCUCUACUUCUUCCCAUUUGAUUAUGGAAAUUACAAAAUGAGUACUGCUGCCAAUUUCUCUGUGUCUGCCCAAAACCACUUACUCAUUUACAACUUCAAUUCCAAUAAGAGCACUUCCACUCUCGAGGAAUACUCCAUGAAUGUUAACUCUGACACUCUUGUCAUCACCUUCGCUCCUACCCAAUAUUCGUUCGCAUUUAUAAACGCAUUGGAAGUCGUUUCCUGCCCUGAUGAACUCUUCGCAAACCGCAGAGUUAACUCCCUUUCGUUGCAACCCUUCGGAGGCCUUUCGACCCAGGCACUGGAGACCAUUGCACGAGUUAAUGUUGGCGGGCCAACAAUAUUCGCGCAGAAUGAUACCCUGCAUCGAACUUGGACGGCGGACAAAAAUUUCCUGAUCCAACCGAAUUCAGCCACAUACGUGUCAAAUAUUACCGCCGUCAAGUUCAUAGUUGGUGGACCAACAAAAAAUAUUGCACCUGAACUAGUGUAUGGAAGUGCUGCGAUAAUAAACUCGUCAACUAAUCCCAAAUACAUUUCAGAUGUUACAUGGGGAUUUGUAGUGGAUCCGGGAUUUCAGUACCUUCUGCGGUUUCACUUGUGUGAUAUAGUGGGUGAAGCUCAAAAGAAGAUUUCUUUCAAUAUUUUUGCCGACUCUUCGAUCGUUGUUCAAGAUGCUGAUUUGAGUGCUUUUAGAGCCAAUGAUUUGGGCGUUCCUUAUUAUUUGGAUAUUAUUACCAACGUACUUGAAAGCGUUUUGUUUUGUGCAAGUUUCAGUCCUUUCUUUUCUCGCAUAGAUAAUCCCAUUGCCAUUCUAAAUGGGAUUGAGAUCAUGAAAAUGAACAACUCUUUGGGCAAUCUGAGUGGAGGAGCCUUGGACACAAAUCCAAACAAUGGUAAGAAAGUGGGCCGUGUGAUAAUGGGUGUGAGUAUUGGGGUAAUUGUUGUUGCUACUCUUGUUGCAUUAUUUUUCUUUAUGACAAGCAAAAGAAGAAACAAAUUGGCAGCCCAAGGAAAUUCAAGAAUGACGACUUCAUUGUUCGAGGUUCGAAGAAAUGCAUGUAAUGCCAACAGCGAGUAUAGUUCGAAGUAUCGCUUCCCUUUAUUGGCAAUUAGAGAGGCCACAAACAAUUUUGAUGAAACUUUGGUGGUUGGAGUUGGUGGGUUUGGGAAGGUUUACAAAGGAGUUUUAACAGAUGGCACAAGAGUGGCAGUUAAAAAAUCAAACCCUCAAUCUCAACAAGGCAUUGUAGAGUUUCAAAAUGAGCUUGAGUUGCUAUCACAAUUUCGUCACCGUCAUUUGGUUUCGUUAAUUGGGUAUUGUGAUGAAAUGAAUGAGAUGAUUUUGGUUUAUGAAUAUAUGCAAAAUGGGAGCCUUGAAAGUCAUCUUUUUGGCUCGAAUAUACUUUGUUUGAGUUGGAAACAAAGACUCGAGAUAUGCAUUGGAGCAGCUAGAGGUCUUCAUUAUCUUCAUACUGGUUUUGUAAGACCAGUCAUUCAUCGUGAUGUAAAGUCUGCAAAUAUUUUACUUGAUGAAAAUUUUAAUGCUAGGGUUGCAGAUUUUGGAAUUUCAAGGACAAUACUUAGGAAUGAUCAAACCCACAUCAGUACAGUAGUGAGAGGGACAUUUGGCUACAUUGAUCCUGAAUAUUUCACAAAGCAACAACUCACGACAAAAUCCGAUGUAUAUUCGUUCGGGGUGGUUUUAUUUGAAGUUCUUUGCGCAAGACUUAUGUUAGAUUCAUCCCUUUUCGAAGAAAUGGAGGACUUAGCGCAAUGGACCAUAAAGCAACAAAAGGCAGGAAAAUUAGAACAAAUGAUAGAUCCACAUCUGUUUGGUCAAAUAAGAUCAAACUCACUUGUGAAGUUUGUAGAGAUAGCUGAGAAAUGUUUGACUAAAACUGCUGUUAAUAGGCCUACUAUGGAAGAAGUCUUGUUUAAUUUAGAGGAUGCGCUUCAGCUUCAAGAGGAUGUUAUUGUUCAAGGUGAUCAAGAAGUGAAUACUUCUGAUGGAGUUGAUGAGCAUUCUUCCCAAGUUAGUAUUUCAAGUCAAAUCGAUGUUAGCGCUUUUGGUGGAUAA
Malania oleifera is the source of this 2421-nucleotide messenger RNA. Its product is annotated as probable receptor-like protein kinase At5g59700. Gene Ontology annotation, cellular component: plasmodesma; plasma membrane. The record is from RefSeq and is a predicted model, not a curated record. Gene Ontology annotation, molecular function: transmembrane receptor protein tyrosine kinase activity; ATP binding. Lineage: Eukaryota; Viridiplantae; Streptophyta; Magnoliopsida; Santalales; Ximeniaceae. Bases 1 to 2421 code for a protein of 806 amino acids. Gene Ontology annotation, biological process: protein autophosphorylation. The transcript has a single exon.